UAAAAGUAAAGUAUGCUGAGAAGACUGGAAUCCCUCACCGUACUGUCGCUUAAUCGAAAGAGAGAAACGUGAGCGUAUCUGGGAAUCCUGAAUCCAAAAAUGAAUCGAAACAAGUUUUAGGAAGAGAAGCCAAAAAAUCCAUUGCUUGUGUAUUCUGAAAAGUGCUAUUCUCUUAUUCCCAGGGUUCUCAGAUUGACAUGAAAUUUUAAAGCUAACAUUCAGUUCAGAUCUUCAAACUGAGAAUUGAACAUUCCAAACUCAACAGUCAACCUAAUUCGUUCUUUGGCUUGGCCUGUUCAGGUUGCCAUGAAUCUUAUGGCCAAGAAUGAGGUUAUUCCAACAUGAUGGUUUGUUCUCCCAUCAGCACAUGUGCAAAGAACAUUGUCCACUUGAGGGGCCGCAUGGGGAGCAGUCUCUGCAGUGUCAUUUCCUGUCAACCAUCUAGUUCACGCUACUAUUUUUCAUACUCAGGACAUUCCAAGACAAAAUAUACUGAUCUUUCUGUUUCCUAUACAACAUCUGGUUCACCUGCUGUUGGCUACCAAGCAUUUCAAGCAGGCUGCUUUCACUCAUCCAGGCGAAGUAGGAAAUUGCAGUCACUAGUGGUUAAGGAAUCAGUUAGUGAUACAACAAAGCAGAGAAGACAGCUUGAAAUUUCUUGGCCUGGCCAAAGUAUGAAAAUGAAGUUUUUGCUGCCCAAACAAGGAACACUUAAGAAAUUCAAAUGCACUGCAGGACCUAUAUCCUGGCCUCAAGGUUGGGCCUCUGCUGGCUUAGUUUUUGGUUUGUUGGUUUGUUAUUCAAGUUCUGAACCAGUACAUGCAGAAGCUGCUGGGGCAAAGGAGCAUAAGGAAGAUGACUGUGAGUCUUCUCGUGCUAAAUUCUCUCAUGGGAAGAAAGUCUAUACUGACUAUUCUGUUAUUGGAAUACCUGGAGAUGGGAGAUGUAUGUUCCGUUCUGUGGCUCAUGGAGCUUGUUUAAGGUCUGGGAAAUCAGCUCCAAGUGAGCACGUUCAGAGAGAAUUAGCAGAUGACUUACGGGCUAAAGUUGCAGAUGAGUUCAUCAAAAGAAGAAAAGAAACAGAAUGGUUUGUUGAGGGAGAUUUUGAUGCCUAUGUAUCACAAAUAAGGAAGCCACAUGUGUGGGGAGGUGAACCUGAACUGUUCAUGGCUUCUCAUGUUCUAGAGAUGCCAAUCACCGUCUACAUGUACGACAAGGGUGCUGGUGGCUUGAUUGCCAUUGCAGAGUAUGGCCAAGAAUAUGGCACUGAAAAUCCAAUCAGAGUUCUCUAUUAUGGUUUUGGUCACUAUGAUGCAUUGCAGAUGCCUGGAAGGAAGUCUGGUAAAUCAAAACUUUAGCUUUAGAUUCUGACUGGAAAUAAAUAUUACAAUUGAUUUUCUAGAGCUAUGCACAUAGUGUUGUAUAUUUGUAUCAUCUACGUCAAAGAUUUAACUACUUAGUUGCAAAUUACAAUUCAAGAUUUCUAAUCUGUUGUUUGACAUAAUACAAUUACGUUUCGUCCUAA
Theobroma umbraticum is the source of this 1525-nucleotide messenger RNA. RefSeq names its product Cysteine proteinases superfamily protein. The record is from RefSeq and is a predicted model, not a curated record. NCBI's taxonomy places the organism in Eukaryota, Viridiplantae, Streptophyta, Magnoliopsida, Malvales, Malvaceae. Gene Ontology annotation, biological process: endoplasmic reticulum unfolded protein response; protein deubiquitination; ERAD pathway. Gene Ontology annotation, cellular component: nucleus; cytosol. Gene Ontology annotation, molecular function: cysteine-type deubiquitinase activity.